Cucumis sativus (cucumber) is the source of this 2025-nucleotide messenger RNA. RefSeq lists its product as uncharacterized. The transcript is spliced from 7 exons. The record is from RefSeq and is a predicted model, not a curated record. The coding region runs from base 175 to 1446 and encodes 423 amino acids. NCBI's taxonomy places the organism in Eukaryota, Viridiplantae, Streptophyta, Magnoliopsida, Cucurbitales, Cucurbitaceae.
CUCCCCGGCCAUUUUUAUUUAUUCAAACUCACAACUCACAACUCCAAUCUCUCUCUUCUUUCUCUCUCCAAACGAUCAAAUUUCCUUCUUUUUUUGAAAGAGAAAAAAAUCUUGCGUGAAGGUGAAGUUUGGUAUAUUUAUCAGGAGGAUUAUUGUUUUUUCUUGGAGAUCAAAAUGGGGAAAAAUGAUCAACAACCAGUUCAAUCUGUUCUUCAUCUUCUUCGUAAACAAUCCCCACUUUCCCUCAAACAGGAGAAAUUUUGUAAUACAGCUUGUGUUGAGCGGUUUCUGAAGGCUAAAGGAGAUAAUGUGAAGAAAGCUGUUAAGAGCUUGAGAGCUUGUCUUUCUUGGAGAGAGACCAUUGGCAUUGACCAUCUCAUCGCCGAUGAAUUCUCCACUGAGCUGGCGGAUGGCGUCGCCUAUGUCGCUGGUCACGACGAAGAAUCUCGCCCCGUCGUGAUUUUCCGGUUUAAGCAGGAUUAUCACAAGUUCCAUUCCCAAAAACUGUUUACUCGUUUGGUAGUGUUCACGCUAGAAGUAGCCAUUGGGACCAUGCCCAAAAACGUGGACCAAAUGAUCAUACUUUUUGACGCAAGCUUUUUCAGGUCAGGAUCGGCUUUUAUGAAUUUAUUAGUGGGAAUGCUCAAAAUGGUGGCUGAAUUCUAUCCUCAACAACUUCAUUCUGCUUUUGUUAUUGAUCCUCCUUCUUUAUUCUCAUAUCUUUGGAAGGGUGUUCGAGCGUUCGUUGAAUUAUCAGCGGUGACGAUGGUGAUAUCAUCUCUAGACUUUGAGGAUUCAUUAGAGUUCAACGACUUUGCUGCCUAUCCGCGAGCCUCCUCCCUCCGAUUCGAUCAAGCAUCAAUACAAUCAACGGGAAAGAUCGGGUCAUCCGCAUCAUCACGCUUCUCCUUCACCGUAUCCCAUCAUUUUGACUCACUAAAGCCAUGGUACCUCAGUCUAACAGACACGUCAGCGUCCAAAGUAGGACCCACGAGUCCUUCACCACUGGGCCCCGCACUGAUCUCCCCACUCAACGCCCGUUCCCUGUCCUUCGCAUCUCCGGCUGCCAGGAUGCCACGUGGUGAAAUCAACGACUCAAGUAGUUUCAGCUCGAGACUGACAAGGAAAAGCCUGUUCCCGUCAACACCGCUGCCGCCGAGAAGCGCUGCCAUGGACGGUGGUGGUAAGAAGGGUAAAAUCAAAAACCCCCCAAGGACCCCACGGCCGUCGUUCCUCCAAUCGCCGGCGGUUUUCUUCCGAAGAGAGUGCCACGUCAGUAGAACGGAAAGAAACCGGGAAGCUUUCCGGUCUGUUUUGAAAUUCUACAGAAGACCCUACGAUGAAAUGGUUUACAGGUCAAAGAUGAGGCCCCCACUUGGUGGAUUAAUCUCCAUCGUCACACCACAUCUUAGACGUCGACACGUGUCAAUGUCUCAACGGUUCUGAUCCAUUACCCAAAAAGAGAAGAAAAAACAAACAAAAAGAAAAGAAAAAAUCACUAUUUUUUUUUCGCUACCUCUACCACUACACAGUAGUUGGAGUUGUCCCUAUAGACAGACAAGAAGAUACGAAAGUUUAUAACAUGAAUCAAGUGGAAAAAUGGUCAUGAGUUAGUAAAAAUAAUUGACCGAGUUGAUGGGGGUGAAUGUGUUUGAGUAAUUGAAAUGACAUAACUGAGACGGAGUUGGGGGUGGACUGAGUUUGGGAGGACCGAGAUGGGAAAGAAGAAAAAGAGCUUCGAGUUUGAGGACAAGAAGACAACGUGCUAGACGGGGUGUGAAAUGGUGUGCAAAUUGUCCUUUUAUUUUUUUGAACUUUGUGGUUCUUUAAUUUUGCAAAGUCUACGUUUUUGGGGGUUUGGAACGUUAAUAAUAAAAGAAAAAGAGAAAAGAAUAUGCAUGGGAAAUGGGUAGCGUGGUCGAACCGGUGAGAUCAGAUGUCAAGAUUGUUUGAAACCUCACAAAACAGAACACACCAAGUCUAACUAUUUAAUUUCUUGUUAAUCCAUAUUUUUUUUUAUGUAUA